CUGUCAAGAACUGAAGAUGCUUUGGCGAAUGCGAGACAGUACCAAUUAAUUCAAGGACUACUUCCUGAUUCACCACAGGUAAAAGUAGCCACCGUAAAAGAUUUGUAAAUGUAAUAAAAUGCACACUAAAUUUCCGUCCACGGAUGGUAUGGGUGAUGAUGUCAAUGUAAGGUGUAUGGGUACAUAUCAGGAUUUUGGGCAUCUACACUCAAUAUAACUAAUUAUAAUUAGUUAUAUUGAGUGUAGAUGCCCAAAAUCCUGAUAUGUACCCAUACACCUUACAUUGACAUCAUCACCCAUAAUAAAUAGCGAUCUGUGCAUGUCGAAUAAUUAGGAACGUUCUUAUUAUACGCUUAGCAAAUAACUCUUGAUAUACUCAGGGACCUUCCCAUACAUGCCAACUGCAUCCUUAAGAAUUAAUUAAGUCGCAUCCACUUCUACCCAUUGAACCGGAUUCUCUGUUUUUGAGUUGUUUAUAAACUAAUUUGUUAAUUCAUGUUUCCUUAUCAAAUACAGGGAGGUGAAGAGCUAACAAACGCCUAUGGAAUGAUGCAGUCUCUCCAUGAGCAAAAACAAGCAUUAAUUGCUUCCGUGGAAAUUAAGGAAUCUGCCAUCACUGAUUUACAACAGGCAGUCCGCAACCUGGAACAUGUCCAAAGAAAUAUCAAAACAGAACUGGAAACAAGCAGGAGAAAUGAAAGCAUUGCAAGAUUGAGAGUACAACAAUUGAAAAACAUGUGCGACAAUUUCUACGUACAAGUCACUGGACUAAUCUCUCAAGCACAAGAAUCUGAAUAUCAAACAAGUUCGCUGAGAGAAGAAAUAAGCAGGUUAAGACAAGAAGUAAUUUGUUUAAGCGAAGAAAUUGAUACCCUACUUGUCACCAGGGAAUGUACACCCUUUGCUUCAUAA
Paramuricea clavata is the source of this 912-nucleotide messenger RNA. NCBI's taxonomy places the organism in Eukaryota, Metazoa, Cnidaria, Anthozoa, Malacalcyonacea, Plexauridae. The record is from the annotation of a GenBank genome assembly.